ACAGCGCGGGCCGCAGGUACGAGCGAGCGGAGAGGAGCAGAGCGGCCGGGCCGGCGCGGCCAUGGGGAAGGUGCAGCUCUUCGAGAUCCGCCUGGGUGACAGCCGCGUCGUCUACAGCCCCGGCGAGCCGCUGGCCGGCACCGUCACCGUGCGGCUCUCGGGCUCGCUGCAGUACCGAGCCAUCAAGGUGAGCUGCAUUGGAUCCUGUGGGGUGUCCAACAAGAUCAAUGACACAGCCUGGACUGUGGAGGAGCAGUACUUCAACAGCACGCUGUCCCUGGCAGACAAAGGGGUCCUGACAGCUGGAGAGCACAACUUUCCCUUCCAGUUCCUGCUGCCAGCUUCUGCUCCUACAUCAUUUGAAGGCCCUUUUGGCAAGGUCCUGCAUCAGGUGAAAGCUGUGAUAGACACACCUCGCUUCUCCAAGGACUACAAAUGCAACAAGAUCUUCUACGUUCUCUGCCCUCUCAACCUGAAUGACAUCCCUGACAUUGAGCAGCCCAACACCAUGUCCAUUACCAAGAAGUUCAACUACAAGCUUGUGAAAAGUGGCAACAUCGUCCUGACAGCCACGUCUGACCUGAAGGGCUACAUCGUGGGCCAGGCCAUCCAGCUCCGCACUGACAUCGAGAACAAGUCCGGCCGCGACACCGGCGCUGUGGUGGCCAGUCUGCUCCAGAAAGUGGCCUACAAAUCCAAGCGCUGGAUCUACGACCUGAGGACCAUCGCCGAGGUGGAAGGCUCAGGGGUGAAAGCCUGGAAACAUGCAGAAUGGAAGGAGCAGAUCCUGGUUCCAGCACUGCCCCAGUCCAUUCUGCAGGGCUGCAGCCUCAUCCAUAUUGACUACUACAUCCAGGUUUCCCUCAAGUCUCCAGAGGUUUCUGUCACUCUCCCCAUCUACAUUGGAAACAUUGCUGUGAACAGGGUCCCGCUGAGCCCCUCCCGCUCCAUCCAGCACAUCCCAUCUGUGGUGGUCCCCAGUGCCCCCCCAGAGGAAGAGGAGGCUGCCAGUGGCUAUCACCCCAUGGACAAUGUCUCCAUCCCCACCAAAAGCCAUUCCCAGCAGCAGCCCUUCAGCUACGCCCCAGGACUGAGCUUCCAGGAGAUUCGGGCGGACUCGGAGCAGACGGGCUCCCCAAACCACCCCACCCUCUGCCUGUCCACGGGAGCCACUGUCCCCUACUAUGCUGAGGGCAACGUGGUGCCUGUCCCCACAGCCAGCUCUCUCAUCCUGCCCCCAGAGUACAGCACGUGGGGAUACCCCUAUGAGGCACCUCCAUCCUACGAGCAGAGCUGCAGCAGUGCCAACUCCAGCAUCAGCAAUGGCAAUUAGCCCUCCCCUGCUCUGACUCCGCUGGCACUGCCCACCCUGGCACCACGGGGCACCCGCCUGUGGCACAGUCUGGUACAGCACAAGGCGUCUUCUUGUCUCUCUGGCUGCUUUGGGGGGGAGCUGCCACAUCCCAGCCUGGGCUUCUGAAGUCUCUUUCUAGGGAGGGGGUAAAAAAACCAAAAAGGGCAGCCAGAGCAGCCUGCAUGUGUGUAGGAGAGGUCAGGGAACCUGAACAGUCUCCUGCUGCUGCUGGAGAGCUGGAUGUGGCCCUGGAGCUCCCCUUGGAGCUCCUCCAAGUGCUGGGGAGCUUGAUGUGGCCCUGGGCCAGCCUGUUCCAGUACUGUAGUCAACACUAACUGCUUUACUAUCAAAGCACCUGCGAUGCCUUAUCUUAAACACUCCUGACUCUGCACAGCCCCACUCUGAGGGAGGGCUGGGCUGUGUGGGCUUGCUCUCCUCUUUCAGGGGCUGUGUGCUCUCCACAAAUGGUUUUGACAGCCCUUCCUCCUUGUCCUCAGAGGUCCUAAGGAUAGCAGGAGGUUUCUUGGAGUAAGCAGGUUCGGAAGGUCAGGGACUUUAGAAAAGCCAAAAGCACAAACCCUCACUGUACCUGAGCUGUGGGGGGAGUGAUGGCAGUGUCAGUGGCCAUGGGCACAGUGGGGCUCGUGGGGACACUUGCUGAUAAGCCCUGGUGAGCUCUGGGGAAGAUCCUGGUGUGGGAUGGGGUGUCCUUCUCCCUCCCCACAGAGCCCUGUGGGACACAGCCUGCCCUUGCUCACUGCUGGGCCCUGGCACACAGGACAGCAGCACUGCUCACUCUGGAGCAGGGGGACCACAUCUGUGUCCCUGCAGGGUGCCCUCUCCUCCCUGGCUGCAGCUGAGUGACCAUCAAUCACAAAAGUCUGUCUGAUGCUACCUCUGAGCCUGCCCAGGGGCCCUGCCCGUGGGAUCCCUCCCCUGUCUGUGGGGCUGUCCCUGGGAGUGGCUGUCCCUGCCAGGGCCCUGUGGUGGCCCUGGUUUGCUGUGUGCCCCCUGGGCCUGAGCAGAAUGUGACAAUGAACACAGCCCGUGGGGAGCUGCAGCCUCUGCUGCACCUGGCACCUGGGGGAACGAGCUGGGUUUUCUUGCAAUUUUUCUUUUGGGCUUUUUCCCCUCACACACCUUGUUUAGCUCAUUCAGCACUGACUGCCCAAGCUGAGGAAACCACAACCACAUCCCUCAGAGCCACAGGUGCCCAGCCAGGCUGGAGUUGUGGCCUCCAGACCUUUGGCACCUCAGAGCUCAUCCCCACACGGCCCCAGGCUGGGCAGGCAAUACCUGACAGACCUUUAGGAGCAUUUCCAGCUGCUGCCUCCGUGCUCAGCCACCUCUGCACACCCUUCAGGCAGCUGGGACAGGCCCUGCUUUGCACUCUUUCUUUGCAAAUGCUUUUUUGUUUUAUUUUUUUUUUUAAGCAUUGAACUGCUUUAAGGGUAGUGUAGCAAAGGUGCCGUUCUGAGCAGUGCUGGCACAAGAUGCACCAAUGAUGAUAGAGUGAUUGUCAUUGUCCCUGAAUAUAUAUAAAUAUAUAUAUAUAUAUAUAUAUAUAUGAGAUGAAGUUGUUUUUAAUGAUUGAAUUCAGAAAUACAAAUUUUAAUGCUGUAUUUAAUAAAUUAUUCUAUGAGAAAUGCUGUGCUUUUUCAUCCAUUUCUGAUGCUGAUCCAUGUGCCUGUUCAUGCCAAAUCAGGAAUGCACCUUGCUGAUUUCUUACAAAAUGAAGUUUUUUUUUUGCUCUCAUCAGGAAGGGUGGUGAACUCUGCCAAGGCAGCUUGGGGAAAACAAACACGGUGUGGCCUGACCACAGGGCCAGGCUCAAAAUUCCCCAUGGCUGGAGGGAAUUUGGCACCACAGGCUUGGCUCUGGAGAGAGCAGCCACUGCAGCACUGCUGCUUCCCAGGCCCCGUGUCCCAAAGCCAGGAUUUGUCCAAGUGGCCCAGGAGUCCUGGGCAGUGCUCACUGCUGGAGGGGAGGAGGGGGAGAGCAGCCUCUGCCUUUGGGAGGAUGGAGAUGGCAUAGCCAAGGUCUGGCUGGAAGGGCUGCACACCACCAGCCCCAGCUCCUAAAGAGCCAUUUGGGAUAAACUUAUGGAAAGUGGAAGAAGGCUCCUCCCCACAAUCCCACUUUGGUCAUCCCAUGGCUGAAACAUGCAGGUGUUGUCUCAAUGUUGUCACUGCAGGUAGCCUGGGGUGUGAUCUGUGUCUCAGACACAAAGAUCCUUCUUCAUUCUCUUCUCAGCUUAUGCUUCUGCCCAGCUUCCAUGCUUCAGACUCUCCUUUGCUGGGUGGUCCAGCCUGCCAUGAGCAUCAUUCUUCAUCCCCAAUGGGCCGAAGGCAGGGACAGCUCUUCCUCAGUGCUCUUCCUCUUCCUCCCACUUGGCUGAACCAGUCUUGCCUGGCUCAGUCUGCGGCUCCAUGGCCUUCCUUGCUGUUGGCUGUGCAAAUCCUUCAACCCAAAUCCCUUCCACACCCCUGGAAAAAUUCCUGUGAGCUGUGAAUGUUUCUGGACCUGCUGGGUUGGGCUGCAGGCUCCUGACCCAGGCAGGCUCAGGGAGAGGCAGGAAGGGCUGGGAGCAGGCCUGGUCUCCCAGCUCCUCCAUCCCUGGGGCUGAGCUGCUGCUGAUGUGUCCAGCCCGUGUUCCUUGGCUGGAAAAUGGGAUUGCUGUUUGGUUGCUGUGGCCAGAGCCACUGGGCUGUUUUUCCAGACUCCCAGCCAGCAGCUGUCCUCCUUGUUCCACCUUUGGGAAUGUUCCACCUUUGUUUUGGGAAUCUUCUUGUUCCACCUUUGUUUGGGAUUGUUCCACCUUUGUU
Melospiza georgiana is the source of this 4179-nucleotide messenger RNA. It is a transcript of the gene ARRDC1, whose product is annotated as arrestin domain containing 1. Bases 62 to 1333 code for a protein of 423 amino acids. Gene Ontology annotation, biological process: protein transport. Gene Ontology annotation, cellular component: cytoplasm. Gene Ontology annotation, molecular function: ubiquitin protein ligase binding; ubiquitin-like ligase-substrate adaptor activity. The transcript has 8 exons. NCBI's taxonomy places the organism in Eukaryota, Metazoa, Chordata, Aves, Passeriformes, Passerellidae. The record is from RefSeq and is a predicted model, not a curated record.